Messenger RNA from Leptidea sinapis, 4909 nucleotides. RefSeq names its product glucose dehydrogenase [FAD, quinone]-like. Gene Ontology annotation, molecular function: flavin adenine dinucleotide binding; oxidoreductase activity, acting on CH-OH group of donors. Bases 82 to 2019 code for a protein of 645 amino acids. Lineage: Eukaryota; Metazoa; Arthropoda; Insecta; Lepidoptera; Pieridae. The transcript is spliced from 5 exons. The record is from RefSeq and is a predicted model, not a curated record.
CUUCCAUCCAGCGAGCCAAACCGUCAGUGGCCGCCGGCUUGAUCGCUCUCCCACUGUCGAUAAUAUUCCACGGGUGGAAAAAUGCUUAAAAGUGCAGUGUUAUGUUUUGCUAUUUUAUCAAAUACCGUGAACAGUGAUUACGGAAAAAAUGGGAGAAUUUACUGGUCAGAGUUCAACAAUACUAUGGAAAAUGGAAUUUUGGACGCGCUUUCCGGUUUACUUCCUGAACGACCGGAAAGUAUGUUCGAUUUCCUAUCGGAUUCUUAUCCUCUACCCGGAAAUCUGAAGCAACCCUACUCGGAAUACGACUUUGUAAUAGUUGGCGCCGGAUCGGCUGGGUGCGCCUUGGCCCAGAAGCUGUCGAAAAAUCGAAACACAACCGUGCUUCUCAUUGAAGCCGGGAGACCGGAGAUGCUGUUUACUGACGUACCAGCUCUGGCGCCUUAUUUUCAGUCCACAGAUUACGUGUGGCACUAUUAUAUGGAACCGCAGCCUGGUGUAUGUUUAGGAAUGGAUAACCAACGCUGCUUCUGGCCGCGAGGUAAGGCUGUUGGGGGCUCGAGUGUGGUCAAUUACAUGAUAUAUACCCGCGGAAGACCGAGAGAAUGGGACCGUAUUGCUGCGGAUGGAAACUAUGGAUGGUCAUACGAUGAUGUACUUAAAUAUUUUUUGGAGAUGGAAAAAGCAAAGUUGGACGGUUAUGAAAAGAAUCCAUACAGAAGUAGAGACGGAGAGACGCCCGUAGAGUUUGUACCAAUAAAAACAAAGUUGUUAGAUGCAUUUCUGGAGGCGGGAAAUAUACUUGGUCAUCCAACAGUCGACUACAAUGCUCCAAAUGAGCUUGGUUUCGGCAAAGUACAAGUAACAAUGAGCAACUCACGAAGACAAAGCGCUGCAAAAGUCUACCUACAUAGCCAUAAAAACAGGAAAAAUCUUCACGUUUUAGCGGAAAGUAGAGCGACGAAAAUUUUAAUUGAUCCAGUUACUAAGCAAGCAUAUGGAAUUGAGUACGUGAGGAAUAAACUUCUGCAUACAGUUUAUGCCCGAAAAGAAGUCAUAAUAUCGGCAGGUCCCAUAGCAUCUCCGCAGCUCCUAAUGCUGUCUGGCAUUGGUCCUAGAAACCACCUAUCUGAAAUGGGAAUACCCCUUGUGCAAGAUCUUCUUGUUGGACGAAAUCUUUAUGAUCAUAUUUCUUUUCCCGGUAUUAUAUUUACUCUUAAUGAAACUAAUAUUUCGUUUAGUGAAAAUAGAGCUACUGGAGAUCUGGCAAAUGCCAUUUCUUGGAUGAAAGGAAGUGAUAGCUUUUAUUCAACACCCGGUGGCGUAGAAGGCAUUGGUUACAUAAAAACACCAAUAAGUGAUGAUCCUGAUCAAACAGUACCGGACAUUGAGCUCAUCAGCAUCGGGGGUUCAAUAUUAUCAGACGGUGGAAAUACGGGGAGUAAAGCAAUACGAAAAGGUAUGCGACUGUCGGAAAGCUUGAUUACUGAAACAUACGGACCGAUAGACGACACGGAUACGUGGAGCGCAAUCCCGAUGCUUUUGCAUCCAAAAUCUGUUGGUCAUAUUGAGCUGAGAAAUAAUAACCCGUACAGCCAUCCAAAACUGUAUGGUAACUACUUGUCACAGAAACACGAUGUCGCUACCUUCAUUGCAGCGAUACGCCAUGUUCAACAGUUGGCAGCAACACCUCCUUUUCAAAGAUUUGGUGCGAAACUCUAUCCUGUGCCAUUGCGCAAUUGCCAAAGUUUUACUUUUGAUUCAGACGAAUAUUGGGAAUGUGCAGUACGCACUUUAACAGCCACUUUGCAUCAUCAGGUAGCGACAUGUCGUAUGGGCCCAGAUAAUGAUCCAGGGGCUGUAGUUGAUCCUGAAUUAAGAGUUCGAGGCAUUUAUGGCCUACGAGUGGUUGACACAAGUGUUAUACCUAGAACCAUUUCAGCACAUACACACGCACCCGGUACUAUAAUAGGAUUAAAAGCGGCAGAUCUGAUUAAAACUUCCUGGAAUAUAAAUUAAAUUUAGUGUAUUUAUUACCUAGAACGAAUCGCCUACUGCUUAAUUCUACUUCAAAGUUCUACUAAUUCAUUAGGACAAAUUGCAGUAAAUCACUUGAUUCGAGCGAGUUAGUCGCAAGGUUAUCUGUUUAAAUUAAUAAAUAAAAUCACUGAGAACCGCUCAUAUUAGAACAGUUAUGAUGAUAUUUUAUCAUCAGUAUUGAAAGGACCUUAUUAGAAUCACGACCAAAUGCAAACUUUGUUCGUUCAAGGCGAUUAAGGCAUGAUUUUUAAAUAACAUAAGAGUUUGUGAAACGUUUUUAAUAGCGUAAGGUAAAGUUAUGUAAUGUUAAUAUAUUUAAUUUGAUUGCAACUCAAUAAGAAAUUACCUUGUGUAGUCCAUAAGUUUUGCGUAUCCUUUAAAUAAAUUUACAUGAAGCAAAGAACGCUUUACUAAUUCAUUGGUAUCCUUUUAUUUGAGUUUCUUGCGCCCAUUCUUCUCAGGUCUGAGGCAGUCUCUUUUGAAUGGGUAGUAGAUUUUGACGUUCAAUAAGUGAUUAUAAAUCCUAUUUUGAAUAAAAAUAUUUGAAUUUAAAUUUGAAUUGCCUUUACGGAUCCGGAUUACGGAUUGCAUUACAAGAACGUUUUUUGAAAGUAUCAAGGAUUUCGUGAAAGUAGUUCUCACUUUUGCCUUAAGCGCGAACCGCGUAGGUAUGUAUUUAAUUUACUAUUAAGACGCAACACACAUACUGAAGCAGGAUCAACUCAACAAGGUUCGUUUCAAUAAUAAUAAAUAUGUAUCACGGAUAUGGACAUGCAGUGUACAAACUACGUAUUGGACCCGUGACAAUUACAGUAAAGUUCUCCUCCUCUUUUCCAAUGUUAAAUAACUCAAUCGAGAGAAUAUUCUCCCAAGAAAACUUGAAUAGAACAAAAUUAAUGUAAAGGUUUUUAAACAACAAUGUAUCCGCAAUAAUCACAACAAAAGAAGGUUUAAACGAACACAAAAACUGUAUCUCCUUUACACCAACGAAACAGCAUUAGUAACAGAACGUAUUACCGGACUAGAUACAUAAAUAUUAACAACUACAUAAAGGCGCAAAAUUGUCUCACGAGAAGUGCUCAGAUGAGUAGUUCGGGUUGAUGAGCCUAUCAUUCUAAAUUCGCGCGCUGUAUGAGAAAUUUCUUGCCUCCCACAGCCACUUUUUGGAAUCAAUUAUCGGCUGCAGUUUUUCUGAACCGAUACUACUUAGGGCCCUUCAAGAAUAGAGCAUAGUUUUAACUUAAAGGCGGGCAUCUGAUAACCCCUGGUUUUGGGGAUGUCUAUGGCCCUUUGCAUCGUGAUCUCCAACACUAACAAAAUCAUUAAUCGCCUAUUUUAUGAAAGAGGAGGACAAGCGCACAUACAAUAUAAUAUAUACAGGAAUUGAUCAUGAACCAGGAGCGUUGCAGAACUUUCAAAGCGUUGAAUAAAGGUAAAAAGGUACUGUUUAUUGGAAAACUGAAAACCCAUUUGUACGUGGAGGCGAGGGUUAUAUCACCGUGAUGUAAGUCAGUGGUUCUAUCUAUUGUGCCGCCAACGCUUUGCUUAAAACGUCUCUUACGUCGCUCACGGGCCUAGGAUACCCCUAUUAUUAACAAGCCCCGGGUAUGCACGGAAAAUAGUAUUUGGAUAAUAAUUAUUAUCACACGUCAACGUUAGUACUAUUACUCGUACAUUAUGUUAAUCGUCGAAGUAACCUUGGAUUAAUGCUGAGCGUUCGGACGUCCGAUAAUAAUCUAGCUCGCUGGAUGGUUUUGUCAGCCGGAAAAUUUACGGAAGUGGUCUCGGAAGGGAAUACAAGCCGCGUCCUACACGACUGUGGAAAAAAUCUGCUUCAUCCAGUCUUAUUGAAUGCCUUCUUAUUAUUGAAUGUCUUAUAGCUGGCGUAAUAGUUGUCUGGUUCUAUUGAUAUUAUAUAAAUAUGAUUAAAAAUUCCUUUAAUGAUUUAACAGAAAACAUUAACAACAUAUAUUUUAAUCUUAUCUAAGUCAAGUAUGUAUGUUAAGUUUUAAACGCGGCCUACUAGAAUAUAGUUGCAAGAAUGUGUUGGUACAUAAAUAAUACUUACCUAUUCAUUGUAAUUAUGCGGAACCAACUCUUUGUGACCUUAAAAUUUGAAUAUCAUAAUAUAUAUAUAGGUGAGUAAAUUUAACGUAUAGGAAAUUCUAAGCUACAAUUGAUUAGCAUAAUAAUAUUAUUAAUGCUAUUGAGGAAGUAUUAUAUAUUUACAAACAAAAAAAUAACAGAGCUCCAAAUUUAAUGGAGAUAAUGGAAAUAUCAUAAAUAAGCGCAAAAACUUGUUUGAUGAUGACGAUGACCUCCGUUUGUAUCAAGCUUGCAGUGCAGUUUGAAAUACUUCCACUUGUUAUUACAAUAUUCUUAAGGUGUGUGUCGAUUACAAAGAAAUCACACGGGGCCAGAUUAAAAUAACAUAAAUAUAUAUUUUAAGUAAAUUUUUUGUGAACGAAAAAGUUUUAUCCGUCUCUCCCUUUCCAUUCACUACAACUUGAGAGAUACUAAUCCGGCUACUCUCACAGCGCAUUUUUUUGUUGGUACCAGGCAAACAUAACUGAAGUAGAGAUAGUAUAUUUUUUUAAGAGAGACGAUGAUUGCUUUACCCUAUAUUAUCCUGAUCUUAUGUCCCACGACCGCCGCUUUCAACGUAUAAAGUCUUUUUAUUUAUUUAUUUUACUUUAAUACGUCUCGUUGUCAAUAUGAUUUUAUGUGAAUUCAUUCUGGCGAAUUAUAACUAAUUUAUAAAUUUAUACAACCUGCCAAGGUGAUAUUGAAGUAGUGUAAAUAAUUUAUAAGCAAAUUAUAUUGUUGUAAUUAACAUUAGUCAAAAUUAAUAAAUGAAUUAUCAGUCAAA